AUGCCAAAUCAGUCUGAUAACUCAGACGAAGAUAAUCACUGUAGAGUCACCAAAAAUUUAGUUUUAGCGCGAAAAAGACACUGGUUAGCUGAGGAAGUGAAGUCUCCGAACAAGCGGCAGAAGAAAGUCAAGGGGCUUGCAGGUUUCCUGUUCAAUCCGCUUAAUAAUAUCUUUGGAAUGUGGGGUAGCCAAACGAAGGACGAGAAAUCGGUUGAACGUGUUGAAGAGAAAGAGGAAGAAGAAAUUGUUAUAGAAAAGACGACACAUGUGCUACAAGACACGUCUACUUCGAUCAUUUAUCUCAACAGAGACAGUCCGGAACGAGCAGCGGGCGGUGGUGGAGAAGAUGAGAUUGUCGUUGAGAAGCAUGUUCAUCACGUUGAAGUCUCGGAUGAUAGUGACUCAAAUGACGUCGCGGAGAUUCCAACGACGUCUUCCUCGACAACGCAGUCAAUCUUGGAGAAGUCAUUCGAAAAGCAACAAGAAGAAAACGAAGAAGAGGAACCAGAUAUUGUGUUUGAGAAUGUUGUGAAGACGCCGAACAGACAGUUACAGGCUGCUAGACGUUUCCAGAAUGAGUUGAUCUAUUUGAACGAGACCCAGCAAGAUGACGAAGUGUCCGUCUCCACAGCCACAGAAGCUUCUCCAACUCCAGAUGACAGCAUCAGUCGAUCAAUCACACCUCUCUCCUUAUCCACGUAUUCUUCUAACAACGUUCGUGACUUCUGGAGACGUUCCUCUUCGAAAAAACCUCAAGCCGCCAAAACGACGUUCCGACAGGCCUUCAAAUACACAUCAUCAUCGAUUCAGAGAAUGUCGUCGGGGAUUCAGAAGACCAACAAGGCAAAACGAGUGAAUCUGUUAUCUCGUGAUCGGCUCUUGCAAGGUGUUGUGGAUAGUGGACAGUAUGAGGCUGAAGCUAUUCUUGGAUUGGCUUGGCCGGAGAAGGAGAAGAAUAAGAAUAAGAAGAUGUCGCCCACGUCGGAUGUGUUGGCUAGAGCUCAAAAUGUAACUUUAGAGAUUUUAAAGCGGUUUGAAAAUAUGGUUUUUCAGAAAAUCUCUGAACUCCGAGGUGCCAGCCGAAGCACCACACCCCUUUCCACAGAUUCUUCUGUGAUCUUCGAAGGCGCUUCUUCAUUCAGAAGUCAACCACGGACGCCAUCAGUGUCAUCGAUUUCCAGCGCUACACCAACUCAACAAAAGUUCCGAGACCUUAUAUCGCAAAUCGAUAGUCUUGGCAUCAAUUCUGCUCAUCGAGGUCCACAACGAUACGAACACGCUUAUGAGAAGUCAAAGCAGAAAGAGGAUGUGCUAUUGGAAACAGCACGGAUUCGUCAAGAGCAUCGAGCUGAGACGAAGGGGGAUCGGUUGGAAGAGACGAGAAAGAAUCUGGAGUUGAUUGGAAUUGUGCUAAGACCGAAGGUGGAGAAAAAGAAAGUGGAAGAUUUCAUUGCGUUGCCUGAUGAGGCUGAUAGGCUUCUGGAAAGGGCGUGGAAUAAAAGUCUUAGUGGAGAAGAGCAGUUUGUGGAUGCAUUCAAUAUUCCGAUCUGUCGAACAGACUUGGAAACAUUAAGCGGGCUGCACUGGUUGAACGACAACAUUAUCAAUUUCUAUCUUCAAUUGAUUUGUGAUCGAAGCACGAAGGACUCGAAAUAUCCAAAGACGUACGCCUUCAACACCUUCUUCUACACAAAUGUCCAGACGAAAGGAUACGCGAGUGUCAAACGGUGGACCCGUAAAGUGGACAUCUUUUCACAUGAUAUUCUUCUGAUCCCCGUGCAUUUGGGCAUGCAUUGGUGUAUGGCUGUUGUCGAUAUUCCGGAGAAGAAAAUUGAGUUUUAUGACUCGCUAUACGAUGGAAAUACACAAGUGCUGCCAGCGUUGAAAACUUAUUUGGCUUCUGAAUCAAUGGACAAGAAGAAACAGGCGUUCGACUUUUCGGGAUGGACCAUUCGACAGAUGGAGGACAUCCCUCGUCAACAAAACGGAAGUGACUGUGGCGUUUUCUCGUGUCAGUUUGGCGAGUGGGCAUCGCGACGAACGCUGCCUCGAUUCACGCAAAAGAACAUGCCGUACUACAGAAAACGGAUGGCCUAUGAGAUUGUAUCGCAGAAGCUUCUGUCGUCCAUCUAG
Caenorhabditis briggsae is the source of this 2133-nucleotide messenger RNA. RefSeq names its product Protein CBR-ULP-1 (gene Cbr-ulp-1). The coding region runs from base 1 to 2133 and encodes 710 amino acids. Lineage: Eukaryota; Metazoa; Nematoda; Chromadorea; Rhabditida; Rhabditidae. Gene Ontology annotation, biological process: protein desumoylation. The record is from RefSeq and is a predicted model, not a curated record. Gene Ontology annotation, cellular component: nucleus. Gene Ontology annotation, molecular function: deSUMOylase activity. The transcript has 6 exons.